Molecule: messenger RNA, 867 nt
Organism: Drosophila innubila
Lineage: Eukaryota; Metazoa; Arthropoda; Insecta; Diptera; Drosophilidae
Exons: 5
Coding region: 29-814 (261 amino acids)
Source: RefSeq, a predicted model, not a curated record
AGUACGUAUAAAUUUUAAGUUAAAUCAGAUGAUGGAUGAACGCGUUGGAUCCUAUCAAAGAGCCCUUCGAAAAUUUGCCAUUAUUGUAUAUCUGGUAACAGCACUUUGGCUCGUUUUGGCCAUUGGCCAAUGGCUAACCGUGAGCUUGGUCUCGGUGGUGGGUAAUGUAUUUCGGGAUUAUGAAUGGAUCAGUGUCAUAUUCUUUGGGCUGGCAAUCGUUUUGGUCAUGGUCUUCAUAUUCUUUGAGCAAUCCCGCUUUAUUCCUUUCUUAAACUGGGUGCUAACUGCAGUUAUUGUAGAGUUUGCUAUUAUUGGAUUGUUUGCUCUCGUGGUGCGAUCCCAGUGGGCGGAUAUGGUAAUGUGGUUUAUUGUCUGUAUCUUGUUAUUAUUCCUCUUCAUACUUCUGGGUGCUGUUAUACCGCACGAUCUGACACUGGAUGUUGUCAUCAUAUUUGUAAUAUCCUUUGUCUUUCUCAUUGCGUCAAUUUUCAUGCUCAUGUUAUAUGUGCUGACAUCUGCUCCAUAUAGUUUUAUCAUGUUCCAAAAUAUCGUUAGCAUUAUAAUGCUAUUGUUUGUCAUGUACCACGCACAAACAAUUACGGGAGGACGAUUUGCAGAGAUGAGAGUCAAUGAUUAUCUUCUGGCCACGAUCAUACUCUUCUAUGAUUUUAUUAUCAUCUAUUUGCUAACAUUCUAUGUGCAGACCAAGUUCAAGAUUGCCUCUGAUGCUCUCGAUUCGGAAGACACAUCAACUGAUGACGAAACAACUACAGCAACAGCAAAAACAACAACAGCAGCUGAAGGCAGAAUUUAGAUUCAAAUUUGAAAAUAAAAAGAUUUUCUUUUAACCCAUUGACGAUACUCAAA